UUGUAAAGCAUGUUGUAUUCUAAAUAAUAAUUGACUUGAACUGAUUUUAGAUUUAGAUGAUAACGUACUACGUACGUAAUCAAGACCAACUGGUAUUCAAGUAAAAUUAUACAUCCUAUAUUUUAACUCUGAAUGAGUUACAAAUAAACUAUGUGAGGGGAGUUACCUCCGAACUUCUCACUUUAACAGAGUAUCUAUAAUGGUGUCCAAGUAAAUAACGUAGAAUAAUAGAUAAACAAAAUAUAUUUCUAAUCAAGAAAAAUAAUAUAAAAACACGUAUUACAUAUACAAUAAUAUACAUUACACGGUAGCAUGAAUAAGAAGACGGACAAGAUGACAAAGAACACUCUUUUUUCAAAUAUUCAAACAUACUUCGUCUGCCGUACUAGUCAGUGUAGUCAUCGAUUGCAAACCUUGUCCUAACAAACUAGCAUAGAAAUAGAAAUUGAAGUGAAUAUCCAAAUAAACUAAAUAAAACUUUUGAACAGACUCAUCACAAGAAGAAUGCAAAAGAAACUUGGCGUGUUGCUCUUUUAAAUAAAUAUUGUUUUACGUAAAUACACAUUAACAAGAUGGAGGUAUGCGACAAUCAACAUAGAAACCGCUACGCGCUUAAUCUCUGUUCAAUCAGAUAACAAUGUCAAUAAUUUUAAGGUUCACUUACAUUUUAAUAGAGGAAAGAAUGAUACCAUAAUGCCAAAUAAGAAAAGAAAACUUUCAAGAAAGAAAAAGAAAUCAAAUUCAAGGAAAUGUGACAAUGGAGGCAUUGAAGGAAUAUUUCCCCCUUUCAAUAAGUUUGCUUACAAAUCAACGCGUGUAGGGGAUACAUUAAAUAAAAUAUCUUAUGAAAGCACGUAUCGUUCUACUGGUCUUUCGCCAAAAGAGAAAAGUUACGUAAUAUGCAAAUGUCAAAGUAGGUCCACACGAUACGUAAAACUCAAAAAUCUCGCUUCUAAUGCUAUAAGAUAUAAUAAAAUAUUUUCUGUAUACGGAAGUUGCAAUGCUAUACGCAAUGCCUUAUUAGAAAGAGGAUGGGUGGAAAAAAUUCCAUCAAAUCGAAUGAACCUAUCUAAAAUACGGAACGGAACCUGUUCAAACAAGUCCGAAAUUCAUAGUGAACUGGAAAGAUUGCUUUUAUCCAAUUUGGUUGAAAAAUGUAAUCCUAAUUUUAUAUGGCGAACCAAGGAUGAAAUUUAUGAUACUACUAUAGAUAUGACAAAAGACUAUAAUACAAUUGUCAAUAAAUUGAAUACUGAUGCAUUGUGGACGACCAAACAAGGUCUUUGUUCUUCCAUGAAGAGAAAUUAUUGGUUUUAUAUUGACAACAUAGCUGAAGUUAAUGGUCCCAGAACAUACAAUAGUUACGAUGGCGGGGAAAUUGAAGGAUUUAUCAAGGACUACAAAAUCACGGCGUGCACUAGUUUAUUAAAAUGGAUACUCUCAAUGGUUGCGAACGAGAGGCCAGUAUUUAUGAAAUCAGGCAAAGUUUCCAUGACUGUUGUCGUAUUCGCAUUGAAUAGAUGCAAAGAAUAUUUAUUUCGUAAGCAAAAUAAAGAUAUAGAUCAUACUUUACCUUCAGUUAGUAAAGGACAGUGGAAUGCAUUCCUAAAGAAAUAUUAUCAAAUAAUUGCUAAAGAUGAUGUUUUUCAAGCAGACACUGAAAAUAAGCUACCUCUUUAUUUAGGAUACGCAAAUUUUUUGCUCAAGGAAAUUCAUAGAUAUCGGCCACAACUAAGUUGUGAAGGUUGCCAUAAUAUCUGGAUCAUUAAGCCAGCAUACUGUUCAAGAGGUAGAGGUAUAAGAAUGGCUUCUAAAUUAGGAGUUAUUACAAACUUAUUGAAUAAAGCUAAUGCUAAACAUGUGAUCCAAAAAUACAUCGAAGAGCCUUUGUUGAUUUAUGACACAAAGUUUGAUAUCAGACAGUAUUAUCUUGUGACAAGCACCUAUCCUUUAACAAUAUGGAUGUACGCAAACUGCUAUUUGAAAUUUAGUUCCCAAAAGUAUAAUUUAAAUAAUUACCACGAAUCCAUACACUUAACAAAUAACGCAAUUCAAAAAAAAUAUAAAAAUUAUAUAGGAAGACAUCCUGAUCUUCCACAAAGUAAUAUGUGGGAUUUGGAAGAAUAUAAGGAUUAUUUGAAUAGAUGUGGUAAAAGUCAAGUAUGGGAUAAUAUCGUCUAUCCAGGUAUGAAGAAGUCAAUUAUUGGCAUAAUGCUCAGUUGCCAAGAUUCUUUAUCAAUCAGUAAGAAUCGUUUUGAAUUAUAUGGAUGUGAUUUCAUUCUCGAUAAAGAAUAUAAGCCCUGGUUAAUUGAAAUUAACUCCUGUCCGGAUCUAAAUAAUACAACUCAAGUUACAGCAAAAAUAUGUCCAGAUGUUGUUUCUGAUAUAGUAAAAGUAAUCAUUGAUUAUGCUGAAAACCCUAAUUCGUCCACUGGAAAAUUUGAGUGCAUCUACCGCCAAUCUAUGACUGUACCGAGAUAUGGUACUGCCGCUGAUAUAUUUGUGAGAGGUUAUAGACUGUCAUCAGAAUAUUUCUUUAAAGGCAAAAUAGAAAUUAAUGAAAUAUAUGAAGAUGCAAAUAUUGGAAAGGAACGAGAUAUUAAAGCCACACUUGAUAAAUUAAAGCGCCUCUAUGAAACAGAUAUAAUGAUGGAAUCUGAAGACGAUUACAAUUCCAUUAAGAAAUUACAACAAGAAACAUGCAGUCAUAAUACACAAUCUGAAAAUGAACUCUGUGUGGCUGCAACCGUUAUUACUGAGCAAUUAGAUAAACUUAUGGAUGGAAUCGAUUCUGAAAAUAGUAUCAGAUUAAAAUCAGGACGAAAUAAAGUUUUAUCGUCAGUUUUCUCUAAAACAUCCACAUGCCAUAUUCCAAUGCGAAGACUGUAACUAAUAAUAACUCCUUACUUCAAAAAUAUGGUAAUUCAUUUAGCUUCCGUUAAAUCUGUUAAUCUGAAGAAACCAUUUCGUUUUAGCAAACUGGAUAAAGGUCCAUCAGGAAAAGCCAGCUAUUAUGGAUUUAAUCCAAUCAAAAGAGUAAUUAAUAAUAUCUCUGACAUAACUGAUUUAAAUAAUACUACAGUUUCACCACCAAUUAAAAGUUGUAGUAAAACACCAAAUUCAGAAUGAGAUGUAGCACAAGCAACUUAAAAAAUUGUAUCUUUCAUUAAUAAAAAGGAAAGAGAAUAUUGCAGUGAAUUUCGAAUUACAAACAGAUAAUUUA
Messenger RNA from Achroia grisella, 3223 nucleotides. RefSeq names its product tubulin glycylase 3A-like. Gene Ontology annotation, biological process: protein polyglycylation; cilium movement; cilium assembly. Bases 694 to 2889 code for a protein of 731 amino acids. Gene Ontology annotation, cellular component: cilium. The transcript is spliced from 5 exons. NCBI's taxonomy places the organism in Eukaryota, Metazoa, Arthropoda, Insecta, Lepidoptera, Pyralidae. The record is from RefSeq and is a predicted model, not a curated record. Gene Ontology annotation, molecular function: protein-glycine ligase activity, initiating.